Messenger RNA from Phoenix dactylifera (date palm), 1127 nucleotides. NCBI's taxonomy places the organism in Eukaryota, Viridiplantae, Streptophyta, Magnoliopsida, Arecales, Arecaceae. The record is from RefSeq and is a predicted model, not a curated record.
UCUUUAACAAGAGCCUAGAUAGCUUGCAGCAAAGAACAAUAUGCAUAUGUGCACUUUUGAUAACAAGCAAUCCUUUUGCAUGGGGCUCAUGUGUAAGUGACUGGGCGUAAUGAAAGAAAAACUAAAACAGCACGGAAUUGGAUAAGAAAUGAACGUUAUUAACAUAAUAACGGUGAACAGCGGUUUGGGGAAGGGAUCCGUUACUGUAACUCGAGGAUAUAUCGAAAGAUAUGAGCGUUAUGCCGUUACGCCGUUACACGUGUCGCGAUACCCGCCAGUAGGAAGCAACGAAAGCCGUCGCCCGCCGCUCGAGCUCCGGCAACUUCCCACCGAUUUCAGUCCUAUCCAACGGCCCAGCUUGCUCUUCACCUCCCUAGAUAUAUUCUCAGUUCCCUUCUCUUCCGGCUCCCAAAAUACCCCUCGAGCUCCGAGAAGUUGGAUGGGUCUCCUUCUUCUUCGUAAAAUGGACCUCCUCGGAGGGCCACUGGAGGCUCUGAUAUUCCGCUACACCGCCGCCAUCGCCGGCUCCCUCUGGGCGUGGCUCGUCGUCCUUGCCGCCGCCCUUGGCAUCUGGCGCAUCCGAGCCGUCGGAUUCAUAUCCGCCGUCCCUCCGCCUCUCAAGCCUCCGGCUCCUCUGGAUCCCACGAUAGCCGAAUCCGGUUCGGCUCCGGCGUCGGCCGAGCCGUCACCUAGCGGCCAAGCUGACGGCAACGCCACGCCGAAGGCCCAGUUCAUAGAGUACUUCCACGCCGAUGACGGCAGUGACGAGAAGGAGCGGGGUGACGGCGAGGCGACGGAGGAGGAGGAGGAGGAGGCGACGUGGGGAUGGGCGCGGAGGAUAGUCAGGAAGCGGGGACAUCUGGGUUGUUUCCCUGACCUGGACCGGACGGCGUUUAACGGAAGCGUGGACAGGCUGUGGGAAGGCAACGUAGACCUGACGGUGACGGCGGGGAGGGUGAGACGGCGCCCGCAGGGGUGGAAUGGGAAUUAGCGGAAAGAAAUCAUUUUUUUUUUGAGAAUAAGGUGAGAAAUUAAAUAUUUUGCGGUGUAUAUAUACUGUGAUUAGUUUGGCCGGCGACUGCGUGCCGAAAAUUUGCUUCUGCAGAAAUUUUUUUUUAUUAUUUCGA